Diutina rugosa is the source of this 1935-nucleotide messenger RNA. RefSeq lists its product as uncharacterized. The transcript has a single exon. The record is from RefSeq and is a predicted model, not a curated record. Gene Ontology annotation, molecular function: monoacylglycerol lipase activity. Lineage: Eukaryota; Fungi; Ascomycota; Pichiomycetes; Serinales; Debaryomycetaceae. The coding region runs from base 1 to 1935 and encodes 644 amino acids.
AUGGUGUGGUACCAGGACAAGCAUCAGCUUCAUCUUGGGGAUGGAUGUCGGUACCACGUCCAAUUCGAUGCCUCCAAGACAGCUACCCCACCGUCAGUGCUCUAUCUUCGCAUCAAGAACACUGAGCGACUGGGCGUGCGGGCUGUUCAUCUUUUAUCUGGCCCAUUCACCUUCUACUGCCAUGUUGUCCCGGUCAAUUACGAUCACCGGGUUAAAUUCAACCAAGGCGAAGACCCUGAAGUCAAGUUCAAGUAUCAGGUGAAGCCAGGUAAACUGUUUAACAUGAAGCUUUUACUCAAUGCAAACUCAGAGCUUCGAGACCGGCCAGGUGUGUAUCAAUGGGACAUUGAUAUUUUGCUGAUGAUUGUCAUCUCAAAAAGACCUACGGUGACUUACGAAAUGGUGAUCGGACCAAACCCUGCUGAGUUGAAAAUGGUUACCCUGAUUCUGCUGCAAGUAGAACUGGCACCCAAGUUGGAAACGGAUCCCAUCACGGUGAAGAAACUCCACACUGAUGAAAUAUGGGCUACACCUCCUCGAGAUCCAAGUAAAGACAUCCACCUCGUCAUUCUUACUCAUGGCAUCUUCUCCAAUGUCACCGACGAUUUACUCUAUGUUCGCGAUCAGAUAGUUGAGCACGCUACAGAUAAUGUGUUGGUUCGGGGCUAUGAGGGUAAUCGGGGUAAGACAGAACGUGGUGUCGAGCGGCAAGGACGCCGCGUAGGCGCCUACGUGCUUGAAUUAAUCGACAGCUACCAUGGCCGAAUCACAAAGCUUCUGUUUAUUGGUCACAGUUUGGGUGGCUUGGUUCAGCUAUAUGCCAUCAAGUAUAUGUUGUUGUCUCGUGGUGACGAUUAUUUCACCAAAAAUAACAUUGAACUCGACAAUUUCGUGUGCCUUGCACUGCCAUUGUUGGGAAUUUUGACAGAAAUGAGUUUCAUCAUCCUGUGGUUCUUGGAUUUAGGGUCUUUAGGGAAAACCGGGCGUGAUUUGACACUCGCUAAGAAGCACUCUUUAUGGGGUGGCGAGGAUGACACCACGAGUCGACCGUUUUUGGAGACGUUACCUGACGAACCCCUUGAAACUGCACUUCGCCUGUUCAACCAUCGAACUGUUUACGCGAAUGCGGUUAACGAUGGCAUCGUUCCAUUACGUACGCUGGCGAUUUUAUACCUCGACUAUGGUGCUCUUGGUGAUGUCAAUAAGAUCAAAGAAAAUCAACAACUUGAUACAGCCAAACAUGAUGUCACUAAAGUUACCACAAACGACGAACAUCAAGUUGAGGAAGUUCCAUAUGAAUCAUCUCAAACUGAACUGCAAGAUGCUACGCUCGAAGCUUCUCCUAUCAAACGUCGUUUACGUCAUGACAUGACGAGAAAGGAACUUCGAGUAUUAGCAAUGAGCGGCAGAGGCAUUGACCCGAACUCAGACGACUCUUCUGAAUUCACCUCUGAUCGAACCGAUGAUGAUGAAGAAGAGUACACAUUCAAUAUUCCACCCAAAGCUUCGCUGGUUCAACUGGCUCUUAACUCUUUGAUCAAUCCAGUGCCGCUGAUGCUGUUUGUCACUGAUCCGUCUUCACGGGAUCCCGUCAUCUUCCACGACAAAUAUUAUUGCUUCAAGGAGACUCCACAGAUUCCAGAGUCCAAGACAGUGAUUAUGAGCAGAGUAUUCCAGAACAAGGAUUGGAAGUUAAAGAAACAAGUGAAGAUCGCUCUGAAGUACCAUUCUGCGGGAUGCACCUGGCGUAAGGUACUUGUAAAUUUGCCCCCUGAUGCUCACAACAAUAUUGUCGUAAGACGUCGUUUCGCCAACGGCUUUGGUUGGGGUGUGAUUGAUCACAUGACAGAGAAUUUAUUCUGUAAAAAUGCUGGACUGCUGCCGCCGCCUGCUAAGCAGACUGAAGAAAUUUCCAACUCCCCUCCUAAGUUGUAG